AUAGACAAUUAUGUGGAAGCUUCUCUUACAAUUCAAAGGAAAAAAGGUGUAUUCUUCACAGUCAUUGGACAACAGAUUUUGAAAACAAUGCCAACUAUGUAUUUAGUUCAAUUAAGACAUGGAAUCCGCGAAUUGCUGGAAGCUGCUUCAAUCAUUCAUGUAAGGAUUGGGAAAUGUGUUUACCUGGAAUCAAUACCUACUACUGCUUAGAAUUGGACAGAGACUGUGGUCUACCACUCCAGAUGAACUCCGCGGUGAUCGCUUGGGGCAAUAAUUGGUUUGUGAGAUAUAAGUGUUUGGUGAAUAUGAUUGGAGAAGACGCUCGAAAAUCAAAGUGUCAGCACAGCUCAGUUUGGUCGAAACCAGAAGCAUGUCGUUAUUCGUGUAAACUGCCAUAUAUUGUAUCCUUCAAUAUGACAAACAGUACUUACAGCGAAAGUUCCUGGAAAUAUGAAUGCCUGGAAACCAACACAAGUUGCCGUAUGAAAACAAUUUGGAAUAACGGAUCAAACCAUUAUCUCGAUAUUUCCUGUACAACGAAGAAUAAUGUAAGCAGUCAGUUAACAAAUUUCAGUUAUUUUUGUGCCAAAAGUAAAAUCGUCGAUAAUUUCAAUUACUUUCAACCCUGUUUACCAAAGAAAGCUAGACACCCUUGUCAAGGCGUGAUGAAAAUGGUGUGUGAAGUUUUUGAUCGAUUUUCGCUUGAAGCUAAUAAAAGAAAACUCGCAGCUAGGUUGUUAGAUUUUCAAGUUGGUGUUUGGGAGCAGGCUUCGACUGAGGAAAUAGAAAGAAGUGACACGGAAGAGGAAUCACAAAGAAGUGACACGGAAGAGGUAACACAAAGAAGUGACACGGAAGAGGAAUCACAGAGAAGUGAUACGGAAGAGGUAACACAAAGAAGUGACACGGAAGAGGAAUCACAAAGAAGUGGCACGGAAGAGUUGUAUCAAAAAUAA
Molecule: messenger RNA, 956 nt
Organism: Octopus sinensis (East Asian common octopus)
Lineage: Eukaryota; Metazoa; Mollusca; Cephalopoda; Octopoda; Octopodidae
Exons: 7
Coding region: 174-956 (260 amino acids)
Source: RefSeq, a predicted model, not a curated record